AUGACCCUGGGAUUGAAGAUUUGACAGAUGACUUUGCAGAUGGGAUUGUACGUACAACUGUGGCAAGGGGAGAGGGUAGCUGCAGCCCCAUAAAUGCAGAGACAGUAGCUGAUGGCAAUGUAAAGGAUGGCGCAGCUGUCGUUGUUGUAGAAGGUCAUAGUGAACACACAGCAGGUGCAGCAAGUUCAGGGCCGAAAAUUACAUCACUUGUCAAAAGGGUGAAGAACAAGGCAAGACGGGAAUUUAGGUUAUCAGACUACGAAUAUCCCGGCAUAUUUGGGCGUCCACAGGUAAACACCAAUGUCAGACUUGGUAAAUCAGUUGAACCCGGGGUGAUUUACAGUGUUGAGGACGUCGAGGUGGAGCGUAAAACAUGGAAUGGAUUCGGUCUGAAUAGGCGGCACACUGUGUGGAACAUGGUGAAGGAUGAAGACAGGGAACUACUACAAAGAAUGUACACUUUAGAGGGGGACGGGUUAAUAGUGUGGGAUGGUGGACACAAUGGAAUACAAGUCCAUUUCACGGACAUCAAAGAUUUGGUGCAGCAGAACUCCAUACACGGCAAUGUAAUCGAUGCGUACGCUGCAAUGUUGACUGAAAUGCAUAAGAUGGUAUCUGGAAGGGCAGAAUAUGUUGGGGCAUCGUACAUUUACACUAGUGUUUGUUCGGAUAUGAUGCGAAACAGUAGUGCUGUUUCCCGAGCGAAGUAUUUGAAUGUUCACAUGAAGGCUGCACGAGGUUGCAGAUACACAGUAAUCCCAAUCUACAAUGCCAACCAUUGGACAGUCAUGGCGUGCGAUUCAGAAAGUGGGAAUUGGAAACAUUACAACUCGAUGCGGCCAAGACGUGGAGUGCGCGAUGAGCACUACAAUGAGGCUCUAAAAGUGAAACAAUGGGUGGCUGAUCACCACAACAAAUUUGUGAAGCCUCGAGUUACACCUACAGCUGUUGGCGCACAGCUGUUUGAUGGCAGUUUUGUAUCUGUUGUGGAUUGCCCACAACAAGUUCCAGAGUCGUCGGAUUGUGGGAUUUUCGUGUGCUUCAUAAUCAGGCAGUACAUUCGUGGUGCAGAAGUGAAUACUUCGAUGGAUGGGCUGACCCCAACUGGGCUACGAGCUGCAAUGGUGGAAAUGUUCUUAAGUGACCCGGGCAGUGGACUCCGUGGGAGGACAUUAUAACAAGUUGAGAAGACAUUUCCCAGUGCGCAAGUUGCAACAACAGCAUUAGGAUGUUUUUUUCUGUUUUUCCCGUAUCGGCGUAUAUAAUGUUUUGUUAGUCUGGAAACACAUAAAAGUAGGACGCAAAAACUAGUUUCAUAUACGUUACUUUUUUGGUAAUG
Messenger RNA from Camellia sinensis, 1339 nucleotides. Lineage: Eukaryota; Viridiplantae; Streptophyta; Magnoliopsida; Ericales; Theaceae. The record is from RefSeq and is a predicted model, not a curated record.